AUGGAUUAAUUUGCCAUUGGACUAUUUCCUCUCGUGUAUGCUGGCUAUGCACAAAUGAAAAUCAAAGGAUACAAGUAAGUUAGAAAUAAACCAGAAACCAUUGCCUUAAAGGUCAAGAUUGGCUUUCAACUCCAAAUCGCCAUCGUUCAAAUAAUUGAAUUAUUUGUAGCACUCCUAAGCAAAGACUUACUAUCAGCUUUGUGUUGUCUCUUCAUAAUCAUUGGAUUAUUUUACUCAUUUGGAAUCACAGUAAUCUUUCAUCAAGAAUCACUCCUAAACUUCUUGCCCUUCAUUUUUCUAUUCAAUUUAAUUUGCAACGAAACCAUUCUCAAACUAUUUGACCUCAUCUGCUUAGUCCUCUCAUCCCUCUUGGUGAUCUACCAACGAUACAGAGGAGAUGACCCUUUGGAAUACAGUAACUAUUUCAUAUCAUUGCGUAUUUAUAGACCCUUUUUGUGAAUUCUUUGAGCAAUAAGACAGUUUUGUAGCUUAGUACUUGAUCCUAUUGAAGUUUCAACCAAACACUUAUUCCGAGGAGAUCGAAUUACAUGAAUUGAAUGAAUCCACAGUCCAGGAUCCCCUGUUGGUGACUCAAUAAGUUUAAAAUCAUCAAUAGCUAUAAGGGUAAGGUCAUCAAUAACACCACCCUACUUCUUAGGUGGCCUAAUUCCUCAUUAAUUAAACGAGAUAAUCAACUAAAUUGGAUGUUAAACAUCCUGAACCAGCCAUCAUGGACAUUGUAUUUUCAAAAGAUGAAGAUGACAUGUGGGAUAAAUAAAUAGAAGUUGUUGAUUCACCGAAACAGAAAAACAAAUUAAAAGUUAGAUCGUCCUAAAUAAUUAUUGAGGAGAACUCCCAAUCAGAAGAAAUCUCCUACCCAUCAUUUAAGGAGGAUGUCCCAAAAACUCACUUUGUUCGAAGAAGUCAAGCUUCUGAAAAGAGAUCCCUCUCUUAAAGAGAAAUUAAAUAAGGUUAUGAGUAGGAGCAGCAAUCGGGUAUUCGUUCUGAUGAUGAGAUUGAUAAAAUAAAUAAAGGAAGUACGAGGAACAUUUAAGAAGAUCAAUUGGAAGAAUUGAAAUGCUAUGAACACCAAUCAUCAAAUGAGAUCUAACCUGAAGUUCAAAAUGAAUAAUAAUAAUAAUAAUAAUAAUAAUAAUAAUAAUAAUAAUAAUAGUAAUAAUAAUAAUAAUAAGUCAUGGAAAUUGUUGACAUCGAUAAAUUAGGUGGGGUUGAGAGUCCAUUAAAGUAAGAACCUAUUCCAUAAAUUCAAUAAAAAUUUCCAUUUGUUGAAGACAAUGAAUAUCCUGAUAAAUUGAUUGUGAUUCCCUAGCAGAUUCAAUAAGAAUUAAAUAAGAAGAAGUAACAGAAGAAAAAGAAAUAAAAAGAUGAAGGACUCAUUGCUAAGAGGAAUAGAAUGAUUAAGAGAAUUAAAAGUUUCGAAGAAUUUUAAGACAAAAAUGAUGACAACAAAUCCUAAAAUAGUGACUUUUAUGAUGACAAGAAAAGUGAUUAUGAAAGGUACAAGGAUGAAUUAAGUUCAGCCAAUUUAUCCGAAGAUGAGAGUGAGAGUGGAGUUUAUGUUUAAUAGAAGAUGGAAAAGGUGCAAUUCAUUGUUGGAAGGUAAAUGGUUAAAAAAUUGAUAAACUAUUAACAUAAAACUCUGAUUCCUAUAACCAUUAAAGUUAAGAAUGAUUAGUGGGUCUAGAAUUGCCAAUAUGUAGAGUUGUAUUAAUUGGCUAAUGGACAUUUACCUAAACCAUCUUACGGCGAUGCUGAACUUGAGAAGAAAUUGUUUUAUAUUCAACAAUGGUUGGAUGGGAUGAGUUAGAAUCCAAUUCUGAUGAGGAAAGAAAUACUAGAGUUUUUCAAUGUUCCAGAAGCCAUAAUGAAUAAAUAUGGUUUAAUUAAGAAGAUAGAGGAGGAGACCAGAAUACAAAGAAAUAGCAACAAGUUCAUGAAUUCUACUCAGAAGGAGUACUUUUUGUAGAUCAAAUAGAUCAAAGUGGAUUGCUUUAGUUCUGAAGUGUCAGAGGCAUUUGCACAAAUUGUUUACUAUAGUUUAAGGUUCACGAUUUAGACAGAGAAAAGAACGUUUGUUACAGAGUGCAAGAAGACAAUUGAGGAGAUAAAGGAGGCCACCAAGAUCAUAUAGUAGGAAAGAAACCUAAGGGUUUCAUUGUAGGAUCACGAGACAGUAAAAAAAUAGAUGAAGGCAAUCGAUUAGUUUCUAUAGGAAUUAUUUAGCCACCAAUUUUAUUAUUGUGAUAAAUUAUUUGAACAAUUUGGACUAUUAUCACAAAUUAAAUGA
Messenger RNA from Paramecium octaurelia, 2308 nucleotides. The record is from the annotation of a GenBank genome assembly. Lineage: Eukaryota; Ciliophora; Oligohymenophorea; Peniculida; Parameciidae.